Messenger RNA from Fragaria vesca subsp. vesca, 861 nucleotides. RefSeq lists its product as uncharacterized. The transcript has a single exon. Lineage: Eukaryota; Viridiplantae; Streptophyta; Magnoliopsida; Rosales; Rosaceae. The record is from RefSeq and is a predicted model, not a curated record. Bases 1 to 861 code for a protein of 286 amino acids.
AUGAACCUCUUAAACGAUGGCUUCCCGUUCGCCGCCUCAGGAUAUCAGCAAAAUGUUGUUUAUGACAAUGCCCCUGACACCUUCCCAAAUGUCUCCCACGUUGACUACAGCAGUGAUUAUGAUAAUUGCAACAGGCUUGUACGGGAAGUACAAACCCCAUUGUAUCCUGGUAGUGAGCAUACUGUGUUGGGUAUCGCCAUGGAGCAAAUGCACAUAAAAAACAAGCAGGGAAAGACUAAGACAUGUUUUGAUGCGGAUAUUGCACUUAUGAAGAAAGUGCUUCCCAAAGGUAACAGUUGUCCGGAAAAUUUCGACCAGGUAAAAAGGAUGUUGGCUGGCCUCGGUCUUGAUCACCAAAAGAUAGACGCUUGCGUCAAUAACUGCUUAUUGUAUUACAAAGACAACAAGGAUGAAGUUGAGUGCCCAUACUGCUAUGAGCCAAGGUAUGAAGCUUCCACUUCAUCUAAGCAGAAAAAGCCCAUUCUUAUGAAGGUUCUUCGUUACUUCCCGUUGGGUCCUCGUUUGCAACGUCUGUACAUGUCUUCCCAUACGGCCAAACAUAUGAGAUGGCACCAGGCAAGGUACCAGGGAGAGGAGAGGAUAGAUCCGGAUAAUCUCACACACCCCGCAGACGGGGAGGCUUGGAAGCACUUUGACCGUUCUUUUCCCGAAUUUGCUGGAGACUAUCGAAAUGUCAGACUCGGACUUGCAACAGACGGAUUCAAUCCUACUGGAAACAUGAAUUUGUCUUACAACAUUUCGUCUGUGAUAGUAUUUUCGUAUAAUCUACCUCCCAACAUGUGUAUGAGGAAAGAGUACAAUUUCCUUACACUUAUGGUUCCAGGGCCGUGUUCUCCAUGA